AUGCCACAAAUCGGCUGGUAUGGACUCGGGUCCAUGGGCCUAGCAAUGGCAUCCAACCUGCAACGGCAUCUAGCCACGAAGAAGGCCUUGAGCCUGAUCUACUCGAACCGCACGAUGUCGCGCGGAUCACCCCUGCGAACGCUGGGAGCGAUCCCAGAGCCCAAUUUCGAGAAGCUGGUGUCUCAAUGUGGAAUCAUUUUCACCAUGGUCUCGAAUGACUCAGUGCUCCAAAGCCUGCUAUCCACCGCCAUGGGUUCAAACCAGUCCCUGAAGGACAAGAUCUUCGUCGACUGCUCAACAGUGCAUCCCGAUACUGUGAGAUCGGCUGUAUCGCAGCUGAAAAGCAAGGAUGCAUCGUACGUAGCGGCGCCGGUCUUCGGUGGGAACCCGAUUGCCGUGGAUGGCAAGCUUGUUUUUGCCAUUGGUGGUCCCAAGAGUGCGACUGAGGCCGUGAAACCUCUGAUCCAGGAUGUGAUGGGUCGACGCGUGAUUGAUUGUGGUGAGGAUGCUACAAAGUCCUCGCUUCUGAAAAUCGCGGGUAACAUUGUUACUGUUAAUAUGAUGGAGGCUGUUGGUGAGGCUCAGGUCUUUGCUGAGAAGACCGGGCUUGGAACUGGUCCUAUGGAGGAGCUCAUUGGUGAGGCGUUUGGUCCUGUUGCUGGAGGGUAUUCUAAGAGAUUGACUACGGGGGCCUAUGCGCCGCCUCUGGACUCCCGUCCUGGCUUUGGGGUUUCUCUUGCUAUUAAGGAUGCUAGACAUGCUAUGUCGAUGGCCCAGGAGCAGGGUGUUGAGCUUCCUGGCCUUGAGCUUGCUCGGGCUAACAUGGAGGCCGCAAGAGAAUAUGGCGGAGAGUGUCUGGACAGUAGUGCGAUGUACGGAACUCUGCGCCAGAAGGCUGGUUUGGAGUUUUGGAAUGAGAAGAGCAGGAGAGAGUAA
Molecule: messenger RNA, 936 nt
Organism: Penicillium samsonianum
Lineage: Eukaryota; Fungi; Ascomycota; Eurotiomycetes; Eurotiales; Aspergillaceae
Product: NAD(P)-dependent oxidoreductase
Exons: 4
Coding region: 1-936 (311 amino acids)
Molecular function (GO): NAD binding; NADP binding; oxidoreductase activity, acting on the CH-OH group of donors, NAD or NADP as acceptor
Source: RefSeq, a predicted model, not a curated record